Molecule: messenger RNA, 1946 nt
Organism: Mytilus californianus (California mussel)
Lineage: Eukaryota; Metazoa; Mollusca; Bivalvia; Mytilida; Mytilidae
Product: F-box only protein 21-like
Exons: 12
Coding region: 9-1832 (607 amino acids)
Molecular function (GO): protein binding; DNA binding
Source: RefSeq, a predicted model, not a curated record
AAACAAAUAUGGCAGCAUCCAUAACAGAUUUGGAGAACAACUUCCUUUCUCUCCCGAAUGAAAUAAUAGAAUUAAUCCUUCACGAUAAUAUUCUAGAUUUUAGAGAUAUUACCAAUAUAUCCACAACGUGCGUGCGUUUACGGACUUUAUGUCAAAGCAACGAAUUAUGGAGGAGACAGUUACAGCUGAGAUGGCCAAAUCUCCUUAAAAGAUACUCCAGAACAAAGUCACAUGAUUGGCUGAAAGAGUAUAAGAUAUGUCAUGUGACACCAAAAAAGGUUGCUGCCAUGGUAGACCAGUUGUCACCAGCCUACUAUCAAGUUGAUGAAGUGUCUAAGGAGGGAUUUUCUGAGUUUGUAGUAUUGUUGGAGGAAAAUGAAGCUGGUCCAAUCAUUCUUGACACACUACUGGACAUUGUGAAUAGUGAAAAAGACAAACAUAAGAACUUAACACGGAAGUUCUAUGCAACAAAAGUGAUUCGCCAUAUAACACUAAAACAUCUGACAACAAAAUGGAAAGAACAUAUACAGUUACCAGAAGAUCAACAGUUAUUGGAGACAGGUGCAGUGAUGUUAGCCCAAUGGUGUCAGCCAAGUCUGUCUAUCACAGAAAAUGAAAUAUCAGACCAGCUUGAUGUUAUUGCUGCAAAAGUCAUAACACAAUGUCCUCCUGGGAUAGCUGAGAAAAUAAAUGGUGGUAAAACAUUUGAACUCACGCCACCCCAACAGAGAACAGUGCUUGAGAAUGUUAAUCAAGUUUUGUAUUAUGACAUUGGUUUCCAUGGCAACUCAGAAGAUUAUUAUAAUGAGAAGAAUUCAUAUAUAAAUCAGGUUUUGAAUUUGAAGUCUGGUAUUCCAAUCACUCUUUCCAUUGUUUACAUCAGUGUUGCAAGGCGACUGGGUAUAGAACUGCAUCCUGUUAACUUCCCAUCACAUUUUCUGAUCAAAUGGGAGGAACAUCCAAUGGGAACUCCAGAAAAUCAGUACACAUACAUUGAUGCUUAUGAAAAGGGCAGGUUUCUUACACAAAGUGAAUUAUCAACAAGAAUUGGACUACCUGAAGAAAUGGCUAAUCUAGCAGACCUGUGUAGAUCUGUGCCACCUGUUAUGGUGUAUCAGAGAAUGACGAGAAACUUGAUAAUAAUUGGACGACAACAGGGCUUUGGACAGGGACAAUUAUUGGGAUUGAGAAAUGCCAUGGAGUUGUAUCUAGUUAUCUCCCCUGAUGAUGCAGAAGUUCUCAUGUUACAAGCAAGAGUCAAUCUUCAUCUUAAUGUGGAUUUGACAGAUGUGAUAGAUAACUUACAGAGAACUGAGAGUUUUGACAACAGACAGGCUCUGGUUGCACAUCUAUUGGAGGAGGCCAGACGACAGAUGUUGAAUUAUGAGAGUGAAAGAAAGAAAAAAAGAAAAGUGAAGCAAAGAAGUGAUAAUCCAAAUGUAGCAUUUGCCGUUGGCAUGGUGAUGAGACAUAGAAGGUAUAAUUACAUGUGUGCGAUAUAUGGUUGGGACUCGAAAUGUCAGGCGAGUCAGGAAUGGAUUUAUCAGAUGGGAGUCAACCAUCUUCCUAAGAAAGACAAACAGCCAUUUUACAAUGUGCUUGUAGACGAUGGUAGCAAUAGAUAUGCAGCUCAAGAAAAUUUGGAAAUUCCAGAUUCCAUUCCAGAAAUAACACAUCCAGAAGUUGGGAAAUACUUCCAUGAGUUUGCUGGAAAUCAUUAUAUCCCAAAUAACGAAAAGCUUUCUGAAUAUCCAGGUGACAUGGAAAUUGUACAUAAACUUUUAAGUUCGGACAGAGAGGAGGCAACAGAUAUGAACGCAAUGCCAUCGUAACAAUGUAGACGAAUUCUACAGACCUUAAUAUUUGUUUUAUAAAAAGAAAAGAGCUGUGAUAAUUGUUUGUUGAUUUAUAAUGGCUUUCCUUUUGAUAAUAUUUUAAAAUCAUGA